Molecule: messenger RNA, 2018 nt
Organism: Ricinus communis (castor bean)
Lineage: Eukaryota; Viridiplantae; Streptophyta; Magnoliopsida; Malpighiales; Euphorbiaceae
Product: purple acid phosphatase 15
Exons: 8
Coding region: 77-1777 (566 amino acids)
Molecular function (GO): acid phosphatase activity; metal ion binding
Source: RefSeq, a predicted model, not a curated record
UAACUUGCACAUGUGAAAUGCACCACCACCUUUUACACUCCAACUCCAAAACUAACCAGAUUCCCUCCCUCUUCUAAUGAAUCCUCUCUUUCUCGAUUCUUGUUCCUUCAUGCAAGGUCUUCAAUACAAUAGAUGUAAUAUGGGGUUGCUGUCAGUGCCUGUUUUUGCACUGUCUUUUUAUGUUCUAUUGAGCUCAGCAACUCUCGCUGCAGCUCAUGGCCAUAUUCCCACAACUCUUGAAGGACCCUUUAAGCCCAGAACUGUCCCUCUUGAUCAGAGCUUCCGCGGACAUGCAAUUGACUUGCCCGAUUCUGAUCCUCGUGUACAGAGGACUGUUCGAGAUUUUGAGCCUGAGCAGAUUUCUGUUUCCCUGUCUUCGACCCAUGACUCUGUUUGGAUUUCUUGGAUUACAGGUGAUUAUCAAAUUGGGGACAAUAUAAAACCUUUAAAUCCUAGUGCUACGGCCAGUGUUGUUCGAUAUGGAAGAUCAAUAUUUCCAUUAACUCAUCAAGCUACUGGUUAUUCUCUUGUCUACAAUCAACUGUAUCCUUUUGAAGGCCUCAAAAACUACACUUCUGGCGUCAUACACCAUGUUCGACUCACGGGGUUGAAACCUAAUACAACAUAUUUUUACCAGUGUGGAGAUCCUUCUAUACCAGCAAUGAGUGAUAUUUAUCACUUCAGGACUAUGCCGGCUUCAGGUCCGAAGAGUUUCCCCGGCAAAAUAGCAAUAGUUGGAGACUUGGGACUCACAUACAAUACAACUUCAACAGUUGAUCACUUGAUUAGCAAUAAUCCUGAUCUAAUUUUAUUGGUUGGAGAUGCUACAUAUGCUAACUUGUAUCUCACCAAUGGAACUGGGGCGGAUUGCUACAAAUGUGCUUUUCCACAAACUCCCAUUCACGAAACCUAUCAGCCUCGGUGGGACUAUUGGGGAAGGUACAUGCAGCCUUUGAUUUCUAGAAUUCCCAUUAUGGUGGUAGAAGGAAACCAUGAGAUAGAACAGCAAGCUCAGAAUCAAACAUUUGCGGCUUAUAGUUCUCGAUUUGCAUUCCCAUCAAAAGAGAGUGGAUCACCAUCCACAUUCUAUUAUUCUUUUAAUGCAGGAGGGAUACAUUUUGUAAUGCUGGGUGCCUACAUUUCCUAUAACAAAUCAGGGGAUCAGUACAAGUGGCUGGAGAGAGAUCUAGCUAAUGUUGACAGAGAAGUUACACCAUGGCUGGUGGCUACAUGGCAUCCUCCCUGGUAUAGCACUUAUAAGGCACAUUACAGAGAAGCAGAAUGUAUGAGGGUAGCAAUGGAAGAACUGCUUUAUAAAUAUGGCGUGGAUAUGGUCUUCAAUGGACAUGUACAUGCCUAUGAAAGGUCUAACCGAGUGUACAACUACACUUUGGAUCCUUGUGGCCCUGUCCAUAUCAUAGUUGGCGAUGGUGGAAAUCGAGAGAAGAUGGCAAUAACACAUGCUGAUGAACCUGGUAACUGUCCGGAUCCAUCUACCACGCCGGAUGAAUUCAUGGGCGGUUUCUGUGCAUUCAAUUUUACAUCAGGACCAGCAGCAGGAAAAUUCUGCUGGGAUAGGCAACCAGAUUAUAGUGCAUAUAGAGAAAGUAGCUUUGGUCAUGGGAUUUUGGAGGUGAAAAAUGAGACUCAUGCCCUGUGGACUUGGCACCGGAACCAGGACUUAUAUAGCUCUGCUGGAGAUCAGAUUUACAUAGUAAGGCAGCAGGAAAGGUGUCCUGUUAAACCAAAGGAAAACUGUGAAAGGCGUAAUUAUUAGUUUAAAGCAACAAAUACAAGAAGGAUUCAACAAGAAGGAAAACAAAAGAACCCAAAAGAAAAUAAAAGUGCAAUCCGUAAUCACUUGAAGGUCAAGUAACAGGGAAAUUUAAUCCUUGCUGCAAAAUUGUUGAAUAAUUAUGGAAAUAUCAAUUUGAGGUACCAUUUAUUGGAAACCCAUGUCAACUUUUUCCUUAACAGUUAUUGGAAUAAUGGCGAAUAUAGUCAUGUAUGUUGUAUAA